Messenger RNA from Metopolophium dirhodum (rose-grain aphid), 2352 nucleotides. RefSeq lists its product as uncharacterized. The record is from RefSeq and is a predicted model, not a curated record. NCBI's taxonomy places the organism in Eukaryota, Metazoa, Arthropoda, Insecta, Hemiptera, Aphididae. The coding region runs from base 679 to 1620 and encodes 313 amino acids. The transcript is spliced from 2 exons.
AUCGUGUUGUAGUGUGGUACUAAAGUACUUAUAAGUUAUAACUUACGAGGUGCAAAUGUGCAAAAUAUACACAAUUUAACAAUAACAAUAAAACAAUAAGUUAUAUAAUUCCACUUAUACAUUGUACUGCCACUUGACAGUUUUUAUUAUGUUAUCUAUGGUCAUUGGUCAGUUGUUGUCAUCGUAAUACUACCGCAGGGCACAGAACAAUACUGUACUCUGUAGUAGUGAAGUAGUGUACCUAUAGUGUGUGCUGUGUAGUCACAGUUUAAACUAUAAAGAAUAAUACUAUUUCUUUAUGCUGUAUGUUACAGUGAGUUACUGAGUAUAGUGACUCAGUAGUCGGUUCACGGUUGCAGUCAGCAUUAUAUUAUUGUCUCCCCGUUGAUGUCUAUUGUCUAUUAUGAUGAUGAUAAUAAUAAUAUGAUACAUUCUGUUUUAUGACUUAUCAUCGUGCUUUUUCGUGUUCGAAAUAAAUGCGAACCGAAACUCGCAUUGCUAUUGACACACUUCUGUUAAUUUAAAACCUGGUGGCUAGUGUUAAUCAACAAUUAUUAUUCAACCUCAGAACUAUUGGACAUUGUUCGGAAAUCACGACUGUAUCAACGGUUCCUAUACCAUUGCCCGUCCGAUCGGUGGCAUAGCAGUACAAACUGGAUUCCUUCGGCAACUUUGAAGAUGAAUAAGACGCGAACCAUUUUCAUUUUGGACGCGGGGGCGUUGUUUACCCUACAGAUAUUGCAAUUCUUCAGUCUGGACUAUUAUGUCAUGGUUGUGUUCCAAGACACAUGGUACUCCAGAUAUCCAAACACACUGUUCCUGGUGCUCAACAUAGUGUUGACAUUACUGUUCUACCAUACUUUCCUCAACUGUUACAGAGAAUACAAAUAUGAACGUAGUAAGAAGACAGGAGAUCUAGUUGAAUGCAAAGCCAAGUAUCCCGUGUACCUAAACUGUAUCACCUGGGCAACGUAUGUGACCGUAUUAUUCAGCAAGAUUGUAAUGAUUUUCUCCAACAAUGUCAUCUCGUUGGUCUCCAACGAUGAUUUCAUGGGACCACAAAUGCUCAAGUUGCUCAUUGGUGUUUCCGGCAUUGUAUUUUAUUUGUUGAUAAGUGCUGAAUGUUUUGGACGGCAAGUAGAUCGUGAUAAAUGGCCAACAAAUGCGUGCAUCAUUGAGAUUUUUGAUUCUGUUGAAAUAUUAUCGAUAGUCAUAGCAUCAGACGUUAAAAUUGGGUACUUGGAGUACUUGAUCUACAUUACAGCCUUUUUAAACUUUAUGUUACCAUUAUGGGUACUGUAUAAUGUAUCUCAGCCUGACGUUGAUACCAAGCCAAUGGGACUUCCGCAACCAGUAUGUUAUAAUUUCAUGCAUUUAAUGUUAGUUCAAAUGCCUUUUUUGGGGAUACGGAUGUAUAUGUGGAUUGUGUUCAAUCAAAAUGCCUCAGUGUUCAUUAUGAAAAAUCUGUUACAUUUAUUAUUCUUUUUGCAUUCACUAUACCCAUACAUAAAAGAAAUAUCUAAGAAAAACCAAUAUAGCCCAGAAACUUGUCAUGAUGAAGAUGUGCCAGAAAUUCUUUUAACUAAUCGUAAGCAUGAUGAACCCAUUGAGUUGCUUUAAAUGAUUAUGUGUUUAAUAUGAUAAUAUAAUAACAUGACCAACUAUUGAAACAAAAGGGAUUUAUUUUUAGAUAAUAAUAAGUACCUAUAUUGUGUAAUACAUUUUAUUUCAAAUAAUAUACUUAUAGUGGGAAUACAAUAAUAUAUAUUUUAUUAAAAUUAGUAUAAAAUAUAGUCCAAAUAUAAGACUUAUUUUACCUUAUUAGUUACACAAUUAUUUUUGUUGUAAUAUAAAUUUAACUUUUGGUCAACAGUAGAAAAAAAUUAUUAUUCUAGUCUAAUCUAUAUCUCAUUGGCUUAAGUUUGUAUUUUAUAAAUUGGAAAACUAAAUUUCUUUUAAAAGACUAAAUUUUACAUUAACUAAUAUAAUAUGAUAAUACAAUUUUAUAAUGUUUAAUCUACACAGUUAAUUUGUAUCUCAUAACCACAAUUUGAAUUGUAUUUUUUACUUUUUUACUUUUUAUGUAUAAAUUAAGUGUUCAAAAAAGACUAAAUCUGUAGUUUAAGCUUAUAUUAUGUUUAAAACUGAUUCUCAAACAUUAUGACAAAUAUAAUUAAGACUGAUAUAUAUUUUAUAUUUUUAUUUAAACCUUUAUAACAUAUCAUUUUGAUCUUAUUUAAGAUGGAAUUUUAUAAGUUCAAUUUUGUUUUAGUAAUUAAAUUGUAUACAUAUUUUUUUUCCUUGGUAUAUUAGACUACAUAAUACAUUUUAUUAAGACUGUUUUUUAUUAAA